AUGGUUCCAGAGGCCUGGACCUCAGAACCCUCAGAACCCUCAGAGACCUCAGAGACUUCAGAAAGAGCGUCUGUAGCCUCCUCUAUCAGGAGCACGACUGCGAUGCAUCCAGAGCUCAGUGGACUAUCAGAGCGAUCCCAGAAGAUUGUGAAAGAAUGGGGGUUCUCGGAGGCCCACACUGCUCGGCUGAUGCUGAGGAGAGCACAGAAGAUGAAGCCCACACAGAACCAGCACCAAAGACACAACGUCGCAGAGGAGCAGGAGAGAGAGAGACGCCGCUUCAGGCUCACGGGGGGCUCAGGAGGAGGAACAGAAGGAAACCGCAGAUUCCUGCCGAAGCUGAGUUCUCACAUCGUGAACGGAGGCCGCGUGCAGCUGGUGACGCAUCGAAGCGGAGUGCGGCUGGAGUCACGCUCAUGUCCAGGACUCAGCUCUGCUUCAACUACAAGGGCCGAGGUCCUGGGGCCCAAACGAGUCUCAUCGGCUCCGAGUCCAAAAGAGAGGAUUUCAUUCAGAGACAAGAGACUUCAGCAGAGCACUGGCUGGGGGUCCGGAAAGAGGACUAAACCAGGACUAAACCAGGACUGA
Knipowitschia caucasica is the source of this 588-nucleotide messenger RNA. NCBI's taxonomy places the organism in Eukaryota, Metazoa, Chordata, Actinopteri, Gobiiformes, Gobiidae. The record is from the annotation of a GenBank genome assembly.